Molecule: messenger RNA, 549 nt
Organism: Durotheca rogersii
Lineage: Eukaryota; Fungi; Ascomycota; Sordariomycetes; Xylariales; Xylariaceae
Exons: 3
Coding region: 1-549 (182 amino acids)
Source: RefSeq, a predicted model, not a curated record
AUGGCAGGAAGAGUGAGUCUGGCGACGGUAGAUGAUAUCUCGGAUCUGGUGGAGAUAUUCUGGGAAGCGUUCAGCGGGGCCGGGGAGCUCGUGUUUCCGCAUACGGACGACGGGCGAAAGUGGCUGGAACGGAGCUUCGACAACUUCCUCCGACUGAAGUCCUACUACAAGCCGGAGUCGAAGAUUGCAGUUAAGACGCGGUGGGCGCGGUGCGACAACACGCCCGGCGUAGACGAGGACAAGCUCGCGGGGUUCUUCGGACCGCUGUCCAAGGCGCAUUGUCUUGUGGUGGGAAAAGAGGGCCAUACGGCGCGCACAGUUAUCGAGCUGGCGAUGGCCAAGUCGACGAGCCGCGGCGAGGAAUACGCGUCGGCGCUGGUGCGCUGGGCGACGGGGCUCGCGGACGAGCUCGACAUCCCGUGCUAUCUAGACGCGGGCGUGCGAGGAACGGGGAUCUGCGACCAGUGCGGUUUCAAGGCGCAGGACGUCGAGUCGCGGUACGGCGGACCGCCGCCGUGCACGCCCAUGCUGCGACCGCGGAGGCGAUGA